AUGAAGAUAACUUUUGCCUUCCAUAUUCUUGCUCUCGUUGCUGCCGAAGCCCACUACAAAAAUGAAGACGGAAUUUACGUUUUAGCCGGAGAAUGUCGAUCACAGAAGUCUGGUACUAAAGCAGGAGGAAAUGCUGAUAUCUUCAAGAAUGGGCGUUGUAAAUACGGAUGCAUUACUGGUUGGACUGGAACCAACGCAAAAGGCGAAGUUUCGGAAGACAAGGGAUCAGACUGCAAGACUCCUAAGUGCGACGAGGGUCAUUGUGGUACUCAUGGAAUCUGUGUCGGUCCAAAUAGAUGCGUCUGUUCUCAGCUCACCGCUCAAAAUGAAGAUGGUGGCUGCUAUUCUCUUCGAGUCAGGGGUUUGAUCGGCGCUGCUGCGUCUUUGGCUAUUCUGAUCGUCUGUAUCACAACUUGCCACUGUAUUCAGCAAGCUUAUGAACGCAAGCAUCCGCAGCCACAACUCAAGUCUGACUAA
Molecule: messenger RNA, 477 nt
Organism: Oikopleura dioica
Lineage: Eukaryota; Metazoa; Chordata; Appendicularia; Copelata; Oikopleuridae
Source: the annotation of a GenBank genome assembly